Molecule: messenger RNA, 1266 nt
Organism: Penicillium manginii
Lineage: Eukaryota; Fungi; Ascomycota; Eurotiomycetes; Eurotiales; Aspergillaceae
Gene: rmt2
Product: protein-arginine N5-methyltransferase
Exons: 1
Coding region: 1-1266 (421 amino acids)
Biological process (GO): peptidyl-arginine methylation
Cellular component (GO): cytoplasm; nucleus
Molecular function (GO): protein arginine N5-methyltransferase activity
Source: RefSeq, a predicted model, not a curated record
AUGACCGACGCAGGACCCGAGAUAACCUUCGGCCAAAUCGACGUCGACCUAGACAUCCAAGAGAUCCUCCUCGCCUCCUCCCAACACGACCUCGCCAAACUCCGCCGUCUCGUCCGCACACAAUCCUCCCUCCCCGACGCCGCAAACGUCAAAGACCCAGAAACAGGCUUCACGCCCCUCCACUCCGCAAUCGCCGCCUGCGAACCCGACUCCGAAACCAACGGCGCACCAAUCGACCCUGAGACCCUCAAGUCCGGCAUCGACACCGUCAAGCUCCUGCUCCAAGAAGGCGCCAUCUGGAACGACCUAGACAACAAUGACGAAACACCCGGCUGUCUCGCACGACGCAUCGGCGCAACAGAGCUCUAUGAACUCAUCCUUGACGCAGGCGUGCGCGCAGAAAUGCUGCUAAACCUACUAGGCGGGUACGAAGAGCUCUCCGAAGACGAAGACGACGAAGAAGACGACGUGAAAGAAAGCGGCGCACAAGCCGAAGGCGAAGGCGAGGCCGCGCCCCAAUUAGUCGAAGUAUCCGCCGACCAAGCCGCGACGAUCCUCGCAACCGCCGAAGCCGAGACCCUCGAGGCCGCCGAGGCCAAUCCCGGCGUCACGAAUGCGCGAUACCUCGACUCGAGCCUGGAUAUCCAGCAGGACCGGAUUCUGGACUCGGAUAAGAACGGCGUGAUGAUGGAGUGGGAGAGUGAGAUUAUGAAGAAAUCUGCCGUGGCGCUGCUGCCGCGGCCUGGGUUGAAGGUUCUUAAUAUCGGGCACGGGAUGGGGAUUGUGGAUGGGUUUUUCCAGGAGCGGGAGCCUGCCGAGCACCAUAUUGUUGAGGCGCAUGCGGAUGUUGUUGCUGAGAUGAAGAAGCGUGGUUGGGACUCUAAGCCUGGUGUCACUAUUCACGAGGGAAGGUGGCAGGAUAUUCUGCCCGCACUUGUGGGUGAAGGUGUCACCUUUGAUGCGAUCUACUAUGAUACCUUUGCCGAGUCUUAUUCGGAUUUCCGUGAGUUCUUUACCGAGGAGGUUAUUGGGUUGCUUGAGCAGGAUGGGGGUAAGUGGGGGUUCUUUAAUGGGAUGGGGGCGGAUCGGCAGAUCUCUUAUGAUGUUUAUCAGAAGGUUUCUGAGAUGGAUUUGUUUGAGGCUGGGUUUGAUGUUGAUUGGGAGGAUAUUCCUGUCCCUAAGUUGGAUGAUGAGUGGAAGGGUGUGAAGCGAGCUUACUGGGUUGUGGACAACUACCGUCUGCCGCUGUGUCGAUUUAUGGAUUGA